UGUGAAUCUAGUAUGCUAAAAGUUUUUGGUUUAGACAUUCAAUGUUCCAGAAAUAAUCAAAGUUUCCGAAAAUGAUAUCAUAAUUAACAGGGUGUGAGUAAUUAUUGAGAUAGAUCCUUUGGAAAUUUCAAAAAAGAAAUUUAGCAUGCUGCAACGUAAUAAUUAUCCAAAUAUCCCUAUUAUAUUAGUAUAUGGAAUUAUUGUUAGUAGUGUAAAUAUAUAAAUGACACUUAACAUUAAGAUGAUGUAUUAUGGUAUUUCUGAGUCUAUGAAAAACUGCUAGGGUCUAGCAUAAAUCGAUAUCACAUAAAUGUAGUAAUUAUUGCUUAGCCCAUAGAUGUAUGAAAGACUUAAAAAGGCUUGUUGAACUCUGAAG
Messenger RNA from Paramecium octaurelia, 376 nucleotides. The record is from the annotation of a GenBank genome assembly. Lineage: Eukaryota; Ciliophora; Oligohymenophorea; Peniculida; Parameciidae.